AUGGAGCUAAAGGCUGAUAAAGAAAGUGGCAGAGAUGACAAAGAACUCUGGUGCACCGAUUGCAAGGCAAAAGGGCAUACAAAGGGAACAUGGUCAAAGAAAGCUUUUUGUGACAUCUGUCAGGUACUGGGCCAUUCCACCAAGGAAUGCUCGUACAAUUUAAAAACACGGAGCACACAAGUGCUCUACACUCAAGGCGAGCAAGCUACUCCACUAGCCACACCACCUAAACAAUCAACAAACUCAGAGGCUUCACCAAGAGGAUACCGCAAUAAUCGGCCUGGGAACAACCGUUCCAAUAAUAACAUGCCAAGGAGAAAAAUUCAGUAUGAUGCAAAAGGGCAGCCCAUGAUCCAAUGUCGGAAAUGUAAUGAGUGGGGCCACUUUGCUCAGGAAUGCCAGAACGGGAACAAUGAUGGAGGUUGUGCAAAUGGUGUGGUCCUGGAAACCAUGAGGACACUGACUGCUCGAAAUAGAAGGGAGUAA
This is a messenger RNA of Cryptomeria japonica (Japanese cedar), 486 nucleotides long. RefSeq lists its product as uncharacterized. NCBI's taxonomy places the organism in Eukaryota, Viridiplantae, Streptophyta, Pinopsida, Cupressales, Cupressaceae. Gene Ontology annotation, molecular function: zinc ion binding; nucleic acid binding. The transcript has a single exon. Bases 1 to 486 code for a protein of 161 amino acids. The record is from RefSeq and is a predicted model, not a curated record.